CUUCUUACAUGUAUUUAACACAUUUUUGUUGUAAACAAUGCUUAAUGUUUCCAUUCUCCGAAACGUCACUAGCUAUGUACGCAUAUUUGAUAGACUUCGCCUAUAUAUGUUAUGUGAUCUCUGGUCAUUCCUACUCACAACCAAACAAAAAAUGGAUAAUAGAUGGAGUCUUGAAGGUAUGACUGCUCUUGUAACUGGUGGAGCCAGCGGAAUCGGGCAUGCCAUAGUAGAGGAGCUAGCCAGUUUUGGAGCUAGAAUCCAUGUGUGCGACAUAUCUGAAACACUGCUCAAUCAGAGUUUAAGCGAAUGGGAAAAGAAAGGGUUUCAAGUGAGUGGUUCCAUAUGUGAUGUAUCCUCUCGUCCCGAGAGAGAAACACUUAUGCAAACCGUCUCAGCGAUAUUUGAUGGCAAGCUGAGUAUACUUGUGAACAACGUUGCCGUGGUUCACACUAAGCCAACAACCGAAUAUGACGCAAACGAUUUCUCGUUCCAAAUUUCAACAAACUUGGAAUCUGCUUAUCAUCUUAGCCAGCUUUCACAUCCUCUCCUCAAGGCUUCUGGAUUUGGAAGCAUUGUCAUGAUUUCCUCUGUUGGAGGGGUUGUAUCAAUGUGCUGUGGAUCCAUCUAUAGUCUGGCGAAAGGAGCUUUGAACCAACUAGCCAAAAAUUUGGCGUGUGAAUGGGCAAGAGAUGGCAUAAGAACCAACUCUGUUGCUCCUAAUUUUGUCAACAAUACUACUAUGGCUAAACCUUUUUUCAAAGACGCUGAUUACGAGAAGAGUUUGUUAAACAGAACUCCACUUGGUCGGGCUGGAGAGCCAAACGAGGUUGCAUCACUUGUGGCUUUCCUGUGUUUACCUGCAGCUUCAUAUAUUACUGGUCAGACCAUUUGUGUUGAUGGAGGUCUCACUGUCAAUGGUUUCUCCUAUCAGCCAAAGGCUUGAGCUGUGACUUGUGUGUGUUGGUGAUGCAGCGUACAAGUAUGUUUUAAAUUGUUGUUGGGUUUUGUUUUAACCUUUGCUUCUAUCACUAAUAAAAACAAAAAUAAGAAACUCUAGUUUCUAUUACUAUUGCACUCUUUGAGAAUUCAAUAGAUUUGUGAUGGUUUGGUUAACAGUUGUCUCUGAAAUCAAUGUUUAUCCAUAUCUUGCAUCUAUUAUUUGGUGUUCAAGUUAGUUGUUUUUUUUAUUUACCAUGUGGUUUAGAAGUUUUUUUUUAUUAAUCAAGAGCAAGAGUUCUGGACCCUUAAGCGGAUACUUCUUCCUUCUUGGGUCGGAAUGAGCAUUUCAA
Molecule: messenger RNA, 1289 nt
Organism: Brassica napus (rape)
Lineage: Eukaryota; Viridiplantae; Streptophyta; Magnoliopsida; Brassicales; Brassicaceae
Product: tropinone reductase homolog At2g30670
Exons: 5
Coding region: 38-943 (301 amino acids)
Molecular function (GO): oxidoreductase activity
Source: RefSeq, a predicted model, not a curated record